Tetrahymena thermophila SB210 is the source of this 543-nucleotide messenger RNA. RefSeq lists its product as hypothetical. The record is from RefSeq and is a predicted model, not a curated record. The transcript has a single exon. Lineage: Eukaryota; Ciliophora; Oligohymenophorea; Hymenostomatida; Tetrahymenidae.
AUGAAAUCUGAAUGCCAUUUAUGCUAAAUGACUGUUUAAAAUCUUGCUAAAUGCACUAAGACUCGUUGUCGCAAUUUUUUUUGUGAGAAAUGCAUCCAAGAAAAUUUUGAUAAAGGGUUUAUUUAUCAUAUUUGUUAUAAAGAAGGCUGCUGGGUUUGCUACGCAUGCUAAAAUGUCUGUUGCUGCAAGCUUUGCAAGGGAGAACUACUAUUAUACAGCAAGAAAUCUCUUGCAAAGCGUAAAAAUAAAAAUAUCGAAGCAUUGAAAUAGUCUUCUGUGUUAGAAAAGAGCAGCUCUACGAUUUCAAACAUCUAAGAAACAGAAAAAGAAAAAGAUUCCAGUGAUGAUCUACUUUUACACAAUGAUGAUUUUGUAAAAAGAGUAUUUUAAGACGAUAACGAAACUAUAAUCAAUGGAUUUAAAUAUAAUUUGAAAUAGCCAAGAAUGUUAAACUAGAAAAUUACGAAAUCUUUACCAUUGUACAACAAAGAAUAUCACUUUAAUAAAUUUUAUAGAAGAAAAAUGCUAUUAAAAGCUUUAUGA